Mucor mucedo is the source of this 1219-nucleotide messenger RNA. RefSeq names its product 4-hydroxybenzoate polyprenyl transferase. The record is from RefSeq and is a predicted model, not a curated record. The transcript has 2 exons. The coding region runs from base 41 to 1213 and encodes 390 amino acids. Gene Ontology annotation, molecular function: 4-hydroxybenzoate polyprenyltransferase activity. Lineage: Eukaryota; Fungi; Mucoromycota; Mucoromycetes; Mucorales; Mucoraceae. Gene Ontology annotation, biological process: ubiquinone biosynthetic process. Gene Ontology annotation, cellular component: mitochondrial inner membrane.
AACAAGUAAACAUAAAUUCUGAUUCUCUACUUCAGAAAAGAUGUCAAGGCACUUUACGAUUGUUUCAUUAUUGAAACAAGCCUCUUGCCGAACUCAAUCUAGACUUUUGUACAAACCACUCGAGCCCAAUCGUUCAUUCAGUAAAGCGGCUGGUAUUUUUUGUCAAGUUCAACAAAGCAGUUGUAGACAGGCAUUAAAACCGCAAUUUAGCCGUUCCAUUAUUUAUCAACAACAACAUUGGACUUCAAAUGUAACUUCCACUACCCCCACCAGUAAAGAAGAGCGUACGAUUUACAAUAAUUGGCUCGAUCAUUUACCUGCAAAAAUUGCCCCUUAUGCAUUCUUGACACGCAUCGAUAAACCUAUAGGAACCUGGUUGCUAUUCUGGCCUUGCGCAUGGGGUAUAUCCAUGGCAUCUUAUUCAACGGGAGGAUCUAUGAUGAAUACGGCUGCAAUGAUUGGAUUGUUUGGCACUGGCGCUCUAAUUAUGAGAGGAGCAGGAUGUACCAUCAACGAUUUAUGGGAUAGGGAUAUUGAUGACAAAGUAGAACGUACCAAGAUUCGACCCAUUACCUCCGGUGUUAUUUCACCUAAACAAGCCAUUGGAUUCUUAGGGCUGCAAUUGACAGCAGGGCUUGGUAUCCUAACACAGCUGAAUACGUAUAGCAUUUUAUUGGGGGCAGCUUCUCUUUCUUUAGUUGUCACUUACCCAUUGAUGAAGCGUGUUACUUACUGGCCACAAACAGUGUUAGGACUUGCUUUCAACUGGGGUGCGCUUUUAGGCUGGUCUGCAAUGACCGGAUCGCUUGAUUUGACAGUGGCUGGCCCUCUUUACUUGGGCGGUGUAUGUUGGACGCUUGUUUAUGACACCAUUUAUGCUCAUCAAGAUAAAAAAGAUGAUAUUAAGGCAGGCGUUAAAUCUACAGCAUUGAGAUUUGGAGAAAAGACACCUCAGUGGCUAGCAGGCUUCUCAUCCGGUUUUGUGGGGUUGACAGCUUUAGCGGGAUUUAUGAAUGACCAAGGUUUGCCAUUUUAUGCCAUUAGUGUUUUGGGUACAGCCGCACAUUUGAUGUGGCAACUGAAGACGGUCAAUUAUAACGAUCCUAGUAGCUGUUGGGCAAAAUUUAAGAGUAACACAUGGACAGGCGGUAUUUUAUGGACUGGUAUUUUAGUUGAUACAGCUUAUGCAUCCAUGCAAAUCACUGGGGCAUAAAUCUUA